Messenger RNA from Musa acuminata subsp. malaccensis (wild Malaysian banana), 1361 nucleotides. Its product is annotated as mitotic checkpoint protein BUB3.3. Gene Ontology annotation, cellular component: nucleoplasm; bub1-bub3 complex; phragmoplast. Lineage: Eukaryota; Viridiplantae; Streptophyta; Magnoliopsida; Zingiberales; Musaceae. Gene Ontology annotation, molecular function: ubiquitin binding. The record is from RefSeq and is a predicted model, not a curated record. Gene Ontology annotation, biological process: mitotic spindle assembly checkpoint signaling.
GAGCCAUCGCGUCGGUCCCAAAUGCAAAUCUAGGGUUUCUUCUCUUUGGAGCCGGUGGCACCGCGGCGAAUGAAGCAAUUGGGUCCGGGAAUUCGCGUAGAAGCGUGCUGAUCCCAUGGACGGAGCUCGCGUGCAGCUGGGGGAGCCGAUCGGGGAUGCCGUCUCCAGGAUCCGGUUCGCUCCGGGAUCCAACAACCUCUUGAUCUCUUCCUGGGACUCCGUUCUUAGGGUGUUUGAUGUGGAUGGAUGCGUGCUCAGAGUGAGAGCUCCUUCAGAUGGAGCACUUCUUGAUUGCUGUUUUGAGGACGAAAAGGCUGCCCUUUCGGCCAGUUCCGACGGCUGCAUUCGGAGGUAUGACUUCUGUUCAGAGACCCAAACCAUAGUGGGAAAUCAUGAUGAUUCAGUCACUUUCAUUGAUCAUUCCAAGGAAACUGGUCAAUUUAUUUCAGCUGGUUUAGAUAAGAAGUUGAUGUUCUGGGACUUGCAUAUGAAAAAUGGACAUGCUGGAUGCACACAAGUGGUAUAUUCAGACAUAUGGUCUAUUUCGCUUUGCCAGACUUAUCUAGUAGCUGUUGUUGGUAAACAGAUAAAUGUCUAUGACUUGCGAAACUUAAGGGUGCCAGUUCAAAUAAAAGAAUCCUCUAUGAGUUAUCAAAUAAGAUGUGUCCGCUCAUUUUCUAGCUGUGAAGGAUAUGCAUCUGGUUCAGUUGAUGGAUGUGUUGCGCUAGAGUAUUUUGAUCCUUCAAAGUCACAUGAGAUGGGGUGUGUAUUCCGCUGUCAUCCAAAAUCAAAAAGUGGAAGAUGCCACUUGGUUACAGUAAAUGACAUUGGAUUCCAUCCAUGCUCUGAUACCUUUGUGACAGGUGAUAAUGAAGGAUAUGCUAUUAUUUGGGACAUCCAAAGCAAGAAAAGACUCUAUGAGAGAAGAGGCUCCUCAAAUAUUCAUUCACGCGAUGGAGAACAUUGCAAAACCAUCUCGUCUAUCUUAGAUGGCAGCAGUGUGCACAUGUUGUAUGUCUUCAGGUCGAGUUACAGUGACGGGAUUGUUGUAUGUUUCCAUGUCUGUCUUAUUUCAGAACAGACUUCUGUGUCAAGUGUGUGAUGCAAGAACACUAACCCUUGUCCUCUUUGUUGGAGUCUCUGUCUGGGCCGGCAAAGCAAUUGGAGGCUGCUUCUGUUGUAUUUACUGUAUACUGUUCCAAUUCUUUCAGAUGACUUGGUGCUUGAAUAGCCGAAGUACCACUCAUCCUUCUCUCCAGUUUGUUGAUGUAUGCUACAGGUUUAAGAGUACAUUCAAUUGGCUUAACCUUUUAGAACGUGUUCAAUCAAAAGAUUUGAUGCUUGCGUCAGUAGACUUCCAA